AUGGCAUACGCUUCGCCACCAUACCACGGAUACCCGGAAGGGACUCCCUCUCCCCUAGGACGACACGGCGGCUUUUAUCAACAGGCCGCUCCUUCACCGCGUCACUAUUCGCACACUCGACACGCCAGUCACGACUACGGUCACGGCCACAGCUCCCCGGGCGCGUCAUACCCAUCACCAAGAUACUCAAGUUCUGGACGCUAUUCUACCAGGACCGGUGUUGCGUCGCCCUUUGGUGAAGCCGAAUAUGUGAGUGACAAGACGCGGAAGACGCAUCAUCAUACCCACAACAAGCAUGGUCAGAGCCAGACUUGGUCGUUUCCAAACCCGCGGUUCACUCAGUCGUAUCGAGCCUCUUAUGGGGAUUCCGACGAAGACGAGUUGAUUAACAUCGACGGUGAUAUCUACGUCAUUCCCGGUGGUCGACGCACGAAGCAAGCCUAUUAUCGUCGUAGUCGUGAAACUAAUCACUACUAUGCGCAGGGCUUCACUUAUGACAGAGACGGUACUCCUGUCAUCAUUGCGGAGCCGACUCCACGACACACUGAAACCACGCCUCGACGAUCUCGCCGAGCAUCAGCAUCUACACCACAACGACCAUCGACGGCAAACCGCCCUUCGAGCUCAUCCAAAAAGCAGCCCCCACCCAUUCCCAAGGCCACGGAGGCAGAUGCGAGGGCGCAUCGCAUCCCUGCCGGAUAUUCUCUGAAGAACUGGGACCCCACUGAGGAACCUAUUAUGCUCCUUGGCAGCGUCUUCGACUCGAACUCCCUAGGAAAAUGGAUAUACGACUGGACUGUAUACCGUCAUGGACCCGCAACGCCCAUCUCCGAUGUGGCUGGUGAAUUAUGGCUUCUCCUUAUCCAGCUGGCUGGGAAGGUCAAGCGUUCCGAAGAGUGCAUGCCCCGGAUCAGAUCAGAGGACAACCGUCUCAUGAUAAACGACUUCAUCGAGUCCGGAGAACGCCUCAUGGAUAAACUCAAGAAGCUCCUUAAGGCAUGCGAGGGACCCAUGCUUAAGGUAGGCAAGAGGCUCGGGAGCAAGGAGCCACCGCUCCUUGGCAAGAACUCCGGCAUUGAGUUCGUCGACUCCAUCUUUGGUCGUGAUCGUCAGCUUGAUCACACCGAGAAGUUCAUGGCCAGCAUCAGACUAUGGAAUCUCCGCUUCGACGCCAACUGCGAGGACAUUUUGCUUUACCCUACUGCUUAG
Molecule: messenger RNA, 1209 nt
Organism: Pseudogymnoascus destructans
Lineage: Eukaryota; Fungi; Ascomycota; Leotiomycetes; Thelebolales; Thelebolaceae
Exons: 1
Coding region: 1-1209 (402 amino acids)
Source: RefSeq, a predicted model, not a curated record